AUGUGGUGGAGCAGAUAUGUGUUUCCUUCUGUUUCAGCAGCAUCAUACAAUGCACUAAACUAUGGAGCAAAUGGGUCUGGAGUAAAGUUUCAGAAUAGCAGGUUUCAGAAUAACAAGGAAGAAAGGAGUGACUCGGUGACUAUUGGGGUUGCAGAUGAGCACAUAGGGCUUGUUCUUGGCCGUGGUGGAAGGAAUAUCAUUGAGAUCAGUCAGCGUAGUGGAGCCAGGAUCAAGAUAUCAGAUAGGGGUGAUUUUAUGUCUGGGACAUCUGAUCGGAAAGUGACUAUCACAGGACCACAAAGAGCAAUCCGUAUGGCUGAAAACCUGAUAUUGAGCAAGAUCUCUUCUGCUUCUGAGGUGAUGAAGUAG
Ilex paraguariensis (yerba mate) is the source of this 369-nucleotide messenger RNA. The record is from the annotation of a GenBank genome assembly. Lineage: Eukaryota; Viridiplantae; Streptophyta; Magnoliopsida; Aquifoliales; Aquifoliaceae.